AUGACCAGAUUGAUGACAGAGAUAGCAGGAUUUCCAUUGACUUGUUUGAAGUGCAGCUCGAGUGAUGUUAAUGGCAGUUGUCGCAGUGGAAGCAAACCUCGUAGGGGAAAUCGGCCAAGACAAGUGUGCCGUGGUGAUAAAGCAAAAUGUUUUGCGGUAGCAUCAGUUAACGAUUACGGACAGUCACAUUUUCAACGAGGUUGUACCCGUUCAAAUAACAUCUGCGAAGAAAGAGAAGACGUCGAUAUUGCUUUUUGCUUGACCUGUAAAUCUUUACAUUGCAACUACGAUUACAUGCUACUCAACGCAACUUUAGAAGAAAUUCUUAACAUAGUCAAUAAUGAUCAAAUUCGAGAGGAAAACUUCACACCAGCCUCUUUAACUACCACCUCAACUGUAUCAGUCACUACUCCGCCACAUGUUUAUAAAACAACAAAGAGUCCUUUGGCGGAUACGAAGACAUCUCGCUUGAAUCCCGUGAACGUCAAAUCAGAAUCUAAAGAUGAACUUCAAGAAAAUCUUCCGGAGGAUGGAUUUUUUGAAUUUGAUAAAAGAAUUCCAACACAACUGAGCAAUAAAAUUUCAGACGUAACGUUCUUUGACGAUGCCUUUACUUUAUCUGCAAAAAAAUCAAUAAUGGAUAAACAACUCGUUGAUAUAGAUGUUAGAAGUUCAUAAUACUCAUCCAUUUAUAAAUUUUGUUGAAAGUAAAUGUUUAUCUUAACCACCGUUAUUUAAGGUUAUCCUUAUUCUGUAGCUGGUUGUAUAAGCGACUAAAGUUGAGUCCAGGGUUCUUUACCCAUGCAUAGGGAUGGCGGUUUUUGACAAAACACUGGUUUUCGGUUAUACCGGUUUUUUUUGCUUACGGUUUAACCUGGCGGUAAUAACCGGCCAAAAAAAACCGAUUUUUGCAAAAACCGGUUUUUGCAAAAACCGAUUUUCGGUUUUUUUAAUCCAAUAGGUUACAAAGUUACAUUUACAAUACACUUUAGUUUGCGAUACUCCAUUCGACUCGAUACCAAUAUGAUCAAAAUUAGUACUAUCGAAAGAUUAUGUAUUACUUUUAACACGUUUGUAUAUUUGUAGAAUAGGUACAUUUUAACUCAUUUAAUACUUCCUGUAUGAGUGUAUCGUUUUGAAAGCGUAGCGAAAUUCUUGCAGAUUCGUAUUCGUAAUCAGUAAUUCGAUAGUCAUAGUCAGAGCAUUAUUUUUGGUAAUCAGAAAAAGUCAUUCACCCACAUUCAAUGUCAAGAGUUAAGUGUAAAAAAUAGAUGAUGUUUGCGUCUAAUUCAAUCAGAUCACUUCUUAUGUAAAUA
Messenger RNA from Diabrotica virgifera virgifera (western corn rootworm), 1316 nucleotides. RefSeq lists its product as uncharacterized. The record is from RefSeq and is a predicted model, not a curated record. Lineage: Eukaryota; Metazoa; Arthropoda; Insecta; Coleoptera; Chrysomelidae. Bases 1 to 678 code for a protein of 225 amino acids. The transcript has 3 exons.